Molecule: messenger RNA, 1321 nt
Organism: Ceratitis capitata (Mediterranean fruit fly)
Lineage: Eukaryota; Metazoa; Arthropoda; Insecta; Diptera; Tephritidae
Exons: 6
Coding region: 231-1124 (297 amino acids)
Source: RefSeq, a predicted model, not a curated record
AGAUCUGCCGAUCUACAAGGCAAUGUGAAAUAUAUUUUCGAAGUGAACGGUUGUUUUGCGCGGUCGUGUUAAGAUUAAGAGACUGGACAAAAAACAAAAAGAACUGAGAAUUGUGACUAAAAAUCCUAAGAUUAAAUAAGAACUCGGCGUUUUAUUGAAAUUUUACCGGUUCUAUAGACGUUGUGCGAGGCAUUAAAUCAAAUUACAGAUAGUUUCGUGAAGAAGUGAAAAUGUCAGACAACAACAGUGAAACAGCCGCCCAACAACAACGGGCGAAUGGCACAGAACGCUCCCAAUCGACUGAAGAGAAGGAAAUCCCACGAGAACCGGCUUUGGUACACAAAGACAUCAACAUAAAGACUGAAUUGGAAUGCCUCGUCAAGUUGCUUGAUGGCAAAAUCUACAAAGAUGAAGAGACUGCUAUGGAAGAAUUGCACCAGUAUCUUAUCGAAGAUGAAGGUUCUUGGGUAUUAGGUGAUAAUUUCCUCAUUUUCGUACAACGAGUUUUGCGCGAAGAAACUUUUUCACCUGAUACAAGAGUUCAUCUAAUACGUACAUUGGCCUAUGCUGCAUUGAAAGACGAUGUCAUCAUCAUAUUGCAUCAGGAUCGACGUGAUCAUACGUUGAUGAAUUUUGCUCAAGAUAUUGAAAAACAUACACCAGAAGAACAGCAGGCGUGGGCGAUGUUUAUGUGUAAUCUGUUUGAGAAUGUGGGUCCCUCGGAGUGGUUGCUUUACAUCUCCGAAUGGGACUAUCUAGGCCAAACAAUAUCGAAUAUACGUGUUACAACCAAAGUAGCGGUGCAUUGUAUACUCUCCAAUUGCCCACAAUUGAAGAAUAGCGGUUCAAUGAUGCUCUACAAUAUUGCUAUAAAGGAAGUUAAGACGGUGGUAUUCGAUGAUGUUGCUGUUGAGUUGGCAAUGGCUAUUUUGCAAUUCUUCCAAAGCAAUCCGGGUGAAGAGCAGGUUUUUCGCUCACUUAAAGCCUUGGCGCGUUUUCUGGAGGUCUCUGCCGAUGUUGCUGCUAUCAUUCAGAUGAUUGGCCCACAUCCGAAACAAUUUGCUGGCAUGAGCGAACGUGUCGAUGAAUUGGUAAAUAAGAUUAGUCGCAAGGUGCCGGCUUAAAGCCUCACAAUUAAAAAGAAAAGAUGUAUACAUAACUUUUAAGUGACACUACUUUUGAUCAAAGCAGCGGCAAAUGCUGCUCAAAACAAAUAUAUUUUAAAACAUUUUUUAUUAAUUUAUUAUGCGUUCAAAAAAUUUAUUUAAUUUUAAUAAGCGAUUUUUCUAAAGUAAUACAAGCGAUUUUUUGUAAUAAAUGA